AUGCCUUCCUACCGAUCCUCCCUCCGCCUUCAGCAACGGUACCGGCAAAGCCAGAAUCGGGCCCAAUCUGAGCCUCCUUCGGAUCCCCCGGCCCUUGAUCUGGAGGCCGAGGAUCUGGCCGAGGGGUUGCCGGCCACCCAGGCCACCGUCAUCACCCUCGGUACCUCUAUCCGGGCCUCCAGCAGCCCCGGCAUCGACAGCAACAACGACUUUGUUGAUCACUUCCAGUCGCCGGCCUCUUCCCCUAGGGACUCCCCGGCGCCUACCGACGGCUUUUCUGACUUGCCGGACUCCCAGCAGAGCCAGGAAACGUCAGAGGUCCCUUCCCAGGCCUCCCAGGAAGGCGGGAAGCGGAACGAUUGGUUUGUUGAUCAGCUCCUGGCCUUCCUCGAGAGCCUGGCGGAGUCCAGCCGCCUAGGGAAGAUGAAUCCGACGAUCGCCUCCUGGCUCUCCAAGUGCCUCAAAGUCGCGGCGGCAGACCUAUCGGCUCGUUGGCCCUCUAUCCGGUGGUCUAAUAGGGUCAAAAACAAGUACAACGGCCUCAAAAGCCAGUACCGGGACUGGGUUAACUUUGGGAAUAGGUCCGGAGUUUCCCUGGAUCCGGUGACGGGCUUAUACGUCGCCAGCGACCACGCCUGGGAGGCUUUUUUUGCCGUGCGGCCCAACGCUCGUUGGAUGCAGAAAAAGCCUCUUUUCCGGCCGGAUCUGCAGGAGGCCGUCUUUGCAGGCCGUUGGGCAACCGGGCAACAGAUCGCUACGGCCGCCCAACGCCUGGCAGAGGAAAGCGACGAGGAGGCCGAGGAACAUCGGCCGGCCAAGAGACGACGCGGGGGACGGGAGUCUGGCGGAUCCAGCCGCCUCACGUUAGCGGAGGCCCAGAUGCACGUCGGUGAUCGCCUCCUUGAGGCGGCACAGACGCUUGCCAGGGCCGGAUCAGGGCCUGAUUGGGGCUCUACCCCUUCCAGCAGAGGGUCCUCCCGGGCCUUCAGCCCGGCCCCGGCCUUCGGCUCGCCCUCUAGGUAUUACCUACGGGAGGAGAACUGGUGGCUCGCUACCAAAAGCCUGCAACAGGGCUACUUGAACGUAGAUAACGAUACAAAGCAGCAGUUGAUCCGGCUGUUCAGGACCGAGGCAUGGGUGGCCAAGUGGUGGCUCGUUUAGCCGUAGGACCA
Molecule: messenger RNA, 1172 nt
Organism: Gaeumannomyces tritici R3-111a-1
Lineage: Eukaryota; Fungi; Ascomycota; Sordariomycetes; Magnaporthales; Magnaporthaceae
Exons: 1
Coding region: 1-1161 (386 amino acids)
Source: RefSeq, a predicted model, not a curated record